Molecule: messenger RNA, 2337 nt
Organism: Dentiscutata erythropus
Lineage: Eukaryota; Fungi; Glomeromycota; Glomeromycetes; Diversisporales; Gigasporaceae
Source: the annotation of a GenBank genome assembly
GCCGACGAGCUAGAAGGCCAAAUACGCGACAUUUCUGAAAGUACAGAUAGAGUGACUAAUGAAAUAUAUGAUACAAGGAAUAAGCUUGAACAGCGAAAAGCAACUAUUGAGGAUCUAAGCAACGAGUACAAUGACUUAAAGUCUCAACGAGAUAAAUUAAUAGAUCAGCGAAAAGAAAAGUGGAAAGAGGAUGCACAAUUAGAAACAAAAUUGAUUAAUGCUCGGGAGCAAUGGAAAAAUUACGAAAGGGCCUUGGCUAGUUCAAUGGAUAAGAAAACCAACAAUGGUCUGAAUUCUGUGAAACGCAUCACCGAGCAAUUUAGGCUUAAUGGUGUUUAUGGGCCACUUUAUGAGUUGUUUGAAUGCACAAAUAAUUCUAUGUGGACAGCAGUUGAAGUCACCGCGGGACAAAGUUUAUUUCACGUAGUUGUUGAUACAGACGAUACAGCUACUAGAAUUUUGGAUGCUCUCAAUCGUGAGCAAAACGGGCGUGUAACUUUUGUGCCGUUAAAUCGUUUGCGAACUAAGAACUAUGACUAUCCUGAAUCUGAAGGUUUUUUACCCAUGGUCAAUGUUGUCAAGUUUGAUUUAACGUAUACAAAAGCAAUGGUACAGGUAUUUGGUCGUACAAUAAUUUGCAAUGACCUAGAAACUGCAUCUAAGCUAUCUCGUGAACAUGACUUGAAUGGUAUUACAUUGGAUGGUGACCAAGUUGACAGAAAAGGUGCGCUUACUGGCGGAUAUCAUGAUGUUCGUCGCAGGCGUCUAGAAGCCGCGACAAAUAUGAAAAAAUGGAGAAAAGAAUACACAGAUCUGGAACAGCAUGCCAGAGAAGUGAAGAAUCAGCAAAUUACGCAAAAAUUGAAUUUAAUACAAAAUGUGGAGGCUAAACGACGACAAGCUCAGGAUAGCCGUGAUCCUCUUAUGCUCGAAUUGAAUUCAAAAAUAAAAGAGGAUGCAAAUUUGAAAGAGUCAAAAAUUAACAAAGAAAAAUCGUUGUUGAGUCUUCAAAGCAGCAUUAAGAUGUUAAAUGCCCAAAAGCAAGCCCAUCAGGCAGAAAUGAAUACUGAACUGACUCAAAAAUUAAAUAUGCAAGAGCAACAACGACUUGAGAGGUUGAAUGCUGAAGUUGAGCAGUUGAGAGAAAAAUUGUACAAACUGUCUACGUCACGGUCUGAGCUUGAGGGACGGAAAAACAUAUUGGAGAAUGAGUUGGAUGCAAAUUUGAAAAGGCGUCAUGAAGAGCUAUUAAUUCAAAUUGACAGUUUAAAUGUAAGCGUGGAUGAUCAACUCUGCAAUAGCAAAAAUGAAAUCGAAAGACUCAUUAGUGAAAUGUCUAAUCGGUCGAAAGAAAUCGAGAUAGAGUUGCAAGAUUUCUCUACAGAGCUAAGUCAGAAGACAUCUGAAUCUGAAAAACUAAAAGCUGAGCAAAGUAAUCGACAACAAAAGCUAGAACGACAGCAAAAGAAUGUCGACAAGUUUCUUUCAAAAAGGAAGUUAUUGUUACAAAAGAAGGAUGAAUGUACUAAAAAUAUUCGUGAGCUUGGUGCAUUACCCGAAGAGGCGUUUGAAAAGUAUAAAAACACAGACCCCACAAAGCUUUUGAAACAAUUACAUAAAGUGAAUGAAGGUCUGAGAAAAUAUAGUCAUGUUAAUAAGAAGGCGUUUGAACAAUAUAACAAUUUUACUAAGCAGAGAGACACUCUUACGAAAAGAAAAGAAGAAUUAGAUCAAUCAAAAAGGGCUAUAAACGAUCUAAUAAAUGUAUUAGAUCAACGAAAGGAUGAGGCAAUUGAACGCACAUUCAAGCAGGUAGCAAAGUAUUUUUCCGAGAUCUUUGAAAAAUUGGUACCUGCAGGACGAGGACAGUUAAUUAUGCAAAAAAGAAAUAUUAAGGACUAUAGGGAUCAAAUGGAGGAUAUCGAUGAGCGGGAGGAUCGCGAAGGUGGAUCCGUAGAUAGCUAUACUGGCGUUGCAAUAAAGGUCUCGUUUAACAGUAAAACAGACGAAGGUCUUCGUAUGCAACAACUGUCUGGCGGACAAAAAUCUUUGGUUGCACUCACUCUUAUAUUUGCAAUACAACGAUGCGACCCAGCGCCCUUUUAUUUAUUUGAUGAGAUUGAUGCAGCACUUGAUGCACAAUAUCGUACUGCUGUUGCAUCAAUGAUCCAUGAAUUGAGCGAAAAUGGACAGUUUAUUACCACAACUUUCCGCCCAGAGAUGCUUGCAAAUGCCGAUAAAUUUUAUGGAGUGACAUUUUCAAAUAAAGUAUCACGCAUAAGUGUUAUUACUAAGGAGGAUGCACUUAAUUUUAUCACACAGGAACAACCGCAAUAA